AUGGGGGGCAGCGCCCGGAACCCAGGAGGCCUGGAAGGGGACGACGCCCCUGGCCAGUCGCCCUACCAGCGCCUGAGUCAGAGGAUGCUGGACAUUACCGGAGACCGGGGCGUGCUGAAGGACAUCAUCCGAGAGGGCACCGGGGACCUGGUGACACCUGACGCCUCGGUGCUAGUGAAAUAUUCUGGAUAUUUGGAGCACAUGGACAAGCCUUUCGAUUCUAAUUGUUUCAGGAAAACUCCGAGGCUAAUGAAACUUGGAGAAGACAUUACCCUUUGGGGUAUGGAACUGGGUCUUCUGAGCAUGCGGAGAGGGGAGGUGGCCAGGUUUCUGUUCAAACCAACCUAUGCCUAUGGAACGCUGGGCUGUCCUCCCCUGAUUCCCCCCAACACUACUGUCCUGUUCGAGAUUGAGCUGCUUGACUUCCUGGACUCAGCUGAGUCAGACAAGUUUUGUGCCCUUUCAGCUGAGCAGCAAGACCAAUUUCCUCUUCAGAAGGUACUCAAAGUGGCAACAACUGAAAGGGAGUUUGGCAAUUACCUUUUCCGCCAAAAUCGCUUCUAUGAUGCCAAAGUGAGGUAUAAACGGGCCUUGUUGCUUCUCCACCGGCGCCUGGCUCCCCCUGAAGAGCAGCACCUGGUGGAGGCGGCCAAGCUCCUUGUUCUCCUUAACCUGUCCUUUGCCUACCUGAAGCUAGACCGACCCACCAUGGCCCUGCGCUACGGAGAGCAGGCUCUGAUCAUUGACCAAAAGAAUGCCAAGGCCCUCUUCAGGUGUGGACAGGCUUGCCUCCUCCUGACCGAGUACCAGCAGGCCCGGGAUUUUCUAGUGCGAGCCCAGAAGGAACAGCCCUUCAACCAUGACAUUAAUAACGAGCUGAAGAAACUGGCCAGCUAUUACAGGGACUACACGGACAGAGAGAAGGAGAUGUGCCACCGGAUGUUUGCCCCUUGUGAGAACAGCUCCACAGCAGGAGAGCGCUGA
Marmota flaviventris (yellow-bellied marmot) is the source of this 984-nucleotide messenger RNA. It is a transcript of the gene Fkbp6, whose product is annotated as FKBP prolyl isomerase family member 6 (inactive). Gene Ontology annotation, molecular function: peptidyl-prolyl cis-trans isomerase activity; Hsp90 protein binding. Lineage: Eukaryota; Metazoa; Chordata; Mammalia; Rodentia; Sciuridae. Gene Ontology annotation, biological process: piRNA processing; spermatogenesis. Gene Ontology annotation, cellular component: cytoplasm. The record is from RefSeq and is a predicted model, not a curated record.